AUGUGUCUAGAUCUGUCUCAACUGUUCGACUCAAUUUUCCGGGAUAAUGCAGCCUUAGACCGCGCUAAAAUCUUGCUUGCUGGGGCGAGUUUGGUCACAAAGAGCUCAUGCCAGCAUGAACUAGCGCUGAUCAGCCUCUACGACACACCAACAAUCCUGCAAUCGCUGCGCUACGAUUACCAUUACAGGGCAGACCUGGGAAUCCUUCGAGUUCCGCGCUUAGACCUUUUACUCUUCGUGCCGGCCGGCCGAAUUUUCCACAUUCCCCGGCUGCAGUCGAGGCUGUUCUCUCUUGGAGCGCGAGGUUACUGGCUACCAGUUCUAUGGCCGCACUCUUACGUUAUCGGAGUAAAACGAGGCGACAGCCGGUGGUCAGCCAACAUCAUGUUGGGCAGCGAUGACUACAUUUGGCACUUCAUGGAUUCGGCCGUUGAAGGCGAGCUCACUUUUUAUCGCUCGCAAUUGUUGGAAAUUCUGCGCAGCACCUUUCUCCCGAUGGAGCCUGACACGAGCGGCCAGGUCCGUUCGACAACCGAAGUCUUGCCGCUUUCCUGGGACAGCUGA
This is a messenger RNA of Diaporthe amygdali, 564 nucleotides long. RefSeq lists its product as uncharacterized. The transcript has a single exon. The record is from RefSeq and is a predicted model, not a curated record. The coding region runs from base 1 to 564 and encodes 187 amino acids. Lineage: Eukaryota; Fungi; Ascomycota; Sordariomycetes; Diaporthales; Diaporthaceae.